Aspergillus puulaauensis is the source of this 1638-nucleotide messenger RNA. RefSeq lists its product as uncharacterized. Gene Ontology annotation, biological process: zinc ion transmembrane transport. The coding region runs from base 1 to 1638 and encodes 545 amino acids. Lineage: Eukaryota; Fungi; Ascomycota; Eurotiomycetes; Eurotiales; Aspergillaceae. The record is from RefSeq and is a predicted model, not a curated record. Gene Ontology annotation, cellular component: plasma membrane. Gene Ontology annotation, molecular function: zinc ion transmembrane transporter activity. The transcript is spliced from 4 exons.
AUGAAUUGCCCGUCUCGCACCGACGACACCCUCCUCCAUUGCGACUGGAACCAGAACCCGCCGUUUCUGGCACCUGAUCUGACAACCCGCCAGGAUCUCAACGGCAUCUCCAAUGCCCGCGAGCUCAAGGACGCCGGGGUAAUGGGCCCGUCUCGGAUCUGUCUGGACGACGCAGACUCACCAAUAACUCGCAAGCUGGAAUCUGACGAGUCCCGGCAUAUGCCACUGCGGGCGUCCCUGACCCAGUCAGGACGCCCGACCGAUCGAGAUGGAAUCCCUCGAUCGGCUUUUAAUACACUGAAGAGCUGGGUUCUAUGGCUGGCUUCUGUUCUGGCCACAGCUCUUCUGCUCUCUGCCAGUGGUCUCGUUGACCGCUUGGCUCCCCGUUCUCAGCGCACCAUGCCUCCAGACGUUAACAAUGAGACUGUUCAGCUACGGAGGUACUCAAAGCGACAGGUCUGCGCUCAAGGUGGUGUCGACAGCAGUCAGUACAACACCUCUUUACAUGUCGGGGCUCUGUUCAUCAUUCUCGGCGUGUCGACUCUCGCCUGUGCUUUUCCGAUCCUAGUCACUCGGUUUUCUCGUCUGCGAAUUCCCCCAGGAUUUCUAUUUUUUGUGCGCCAUUUCGGUACUGGGGUGCUCAUUGCUACAGCAUUUGCGCAUUUACUUCCGACCGCUUUUACGCUACUAGGCGACCCAUGUCUGCCGGACUUCUGGACCACCGACUACCCUGCUAUGCCUGGAGCCAUCUCACUGGGCGGCAUUUUCCUCGUCACCUUAAUCGAGAUGGUAUUUAGCCCUGUUCGGCUUUCGACUGGCAAGCCACCAAAGGAAAAGGAUCAAGAAUCGGCUGCUGAAGAUGCCCCCGAGCAACCUCCCCAGCCAGUCCAUAUCCCGGGCGGCAGCAGCCCAGCAGAACCAUGCGACUGCGACCGCAGUGCCCAUUUACGUCCGAAGGGCCCGCUCGUCGGCAGGGCCUCUAGUUUCAGUCGUUCCAUCAACCGCAUCGAAGGAGACAACGACGGGAUCUGUCGCAUAUCGUCUGCACCAGAAGCCCACACGCUGCCGCAGAUCAGCGAGGUCAACCGACUCAGCGACCACCGGAAAGUCAUCGAGGACGACUUCCAGCUAUCCGAGAAGCAGAAGUGGCACAAGGAUGUCAUGCAGGUGUUUAUGCUGGAGGUCGGGAUCUUGUUCCACAGUGUCUUCAUCGGCAUGUCUCUUAGUGUCUCGGUGGGGAAUGAGUUUGUGGUUCUCUUGAUUGCCAUUGCUUUUCACCAAACGUUUGAAGGCCUGGCACUUGGCUCUCGCAUCGCCUGCUUGGAGUGGCCUCACAACGCCGCCCAGCCGUGGCUGAUGUCGCUGGCUUACGGAUGCACGACACCAAUCGGCCAAGCAAUCGGCAUCGCAACGCAUUCGCUGUACAGCCCCGAUUCGGAAGUUGGACUACUGCUGGUCGGAACUAUGAACGCCAUUUCGGCAGGACUGCUGAUUUUCGCCUCCCUGGUCGAACUGCUCUCGGAGGACUUUCUAAGUGAUGAGAGCUGGCGGGUGUUGCGUGGCCGCAGCCGGGUGAUCGCGUGCGUGCUGGUGUUUGCGGGGGCGUUCUGUAUGAGUCUGGUCGGCGCUUGGGCGUAA